AUGGCAAUUGGGCCAUUGAAAGAGCAGUACCACAGUUCCCUUGAAACUUCCUUUUUUUUAAUCCUGCCAGUAUUCGCAUUGACCUUCUUGAGCCUGCUGGCUUUGAGCCAGGCCCGCUUGGACUACACGCUGCAGUGCGCCCGCGGCGAGAUCGGCAUCCGCUGGCCCAGCUACCACAGCAACUCGGAGUACUAUGUGUGCCCCAGCAUCUACGGCAGCCAGUUGACCAUCCACUGUCCUGCCGGCGAGGUCUUCACAUUUGUGCUCCAGCAGUGCGUCUCGCCAGCCCACUACAUCCCAGCUCCUCCCAUGGAUGUCCUGCCCACCGCAGCUCCCAUCACCAUGAACGUUAUCGAUAAUGCACCACCAGUGAUCUCCGCACUGUCUCAGCCAGAGACCCCGGUGCACCAUGAGCACCAUGAGCACCAGGAGCAUCAGGAGCACCACGAACACCAUGAGGUGGAGGUCGAGGCGCACCCCAUCCCACCAACCCCGGCCCCAGAGCCACCAACCCCACCCACCGUUGCCGUUAAGCCUGUUGUGCCCGUGCCCGGCAAGAAGGUCCCUGUCCCAGUGCCCGGCAAGAAGGCCACCGUUCCAGUGCCCUCCAAGGCUGCCAUGGCGAAGAAGCCCGCCGCCGCCCCCAAGAAACCAGCUGCUCCGACUCCUUCCAAGGCCGCCAAGAAGCCGACGCCACCCAGCAAGGCCCAGAAGAAGCCAGCCACCGCCUAA
Messenger RNA from Drosophila teissieri, 732 nucleotides. RefSeq names its product vegetative cell wall protein gp1. Gene Ontology annotation, molecular function: chitin binding. NCBI's taxonomy places the organism in Eukaryota, Metazoa, Arthropoda, Insecta, Diptera, Drosophilidae. The record is from RefSeq and is a predicted model, not a curated record. The transcript is spliced from 2 exons. Bases 1 to 732 code for a protein of 243 amino acids.